CUCUCAUCUUCCGCACUGCUGAUGAAUGAACUGCGACAUGGCAGCCCCGAGCAGGAAGCAACUUUUUAGGUUUCUCAGCCAAAUGGGAGCCUUCAUUUUGACCCGAUUUGGGUUUUGGAACUGCUUCAGUAUGUUGAUGUUGUUUGCUGAACGAGCAGACUCAAAAAGAAAACCCGACAUCUCAGUGCCAUACCUGUACAUAGACAUGGGAGCUGCAGUGCUGUGUGCCAGUUUCAUGUCAUUUGGGGUGAAGAGGCGUUGGUUUGCGAUGGCCGCUGCAGUUCAACUGGCCAUCAGCACCUAUGCUUCGUACGUGGGGGAGCAAGUGCACUACAGCGAGUGGCUCAAGGUGAGAAUGUACUCCAGAGCUCUGGCGAUCAUUGGAGGCUUUUUGGUUUUAGCCAGUGGAGCAGGAGAGGUGUACAGACAGAAACCUCGCACAAGAUCCUUACAGUCGACUGGACAGGUCUUCCUUGGUGUAUACCUAAUUUGCAUAGUGUACUCCCUGCAGCACAGUAAAGAGGAUAAACUGGCGUACCUGAACCACAUUGUUGGAGGAGAGCUCACCCUGAUGCUUCUGGAGGUGCUGUUUGGUGUGCUAGCUUUGGCAUUCCUCUCGGGCUGGUACAUUCGAUUAGCGGCUCAGAUUUUGGCCACCGUCCUUCCUCUGGUCAUCCUCCUCAUCGACGGUAAUCUUGGAUACUGGCACCACAGUCGUAAGGUGGAGUUUUGGAACCAGAUGAAGCUAAUUGGACACAACGUUGGCAUUUUUGGGGCAGUGCUCAUCUUGGCGACAGAUGGGUGAAAAUAGAAAAUCGCCGUAAUUGAACUUUGCACUUGAGAUUUGUUGCUUCUCAGGAAAACUGUAAUUGCUGAGAUAAUUUGGUGCCUGUGUCCUAAAUGGGAAAUUAAAAACACUCUCCCAAGAAUCAUUUGACGAUUCCAAUAAUUUAUUCAAAAGUCAUGUUUACAUUUGUCUGUUAUGCUCUGAUAUGACAAUUAUUGAUGCUGUUAAAUAUCUGAAAAAGUGUUAAUGUUAGGAUUUUUUUUUUUGUCCAUGUUUCAUCCAUCAAAAGCUGUAAUCGCCAUGAUAUUGAAUUCAGAAAGGGAAAGUUACAACGGUUUGCAUUAUCGAAUGUAAAUUAUGGCAUACAUAUUUGUGUCUAACAUUUAUAGUGCGUUAAAAUAGAUUAAGGCCAUGCAUCAUAUUUCUGGCUCAUAUGCAAGUUAGCAAUAAUACUGUCUGACUGCUUUGAAACUAGCAUUAAGUAAGGCCUAAAAGAUCAUUUAUUGCAUGAAAUUUAAAUCAAUCAUGUCAUAUUUUUUGUAUUUUUUUAUAAACUUAAAAUGUCCAGAUUGUUACAGUUUGUACUUAAAGUUAUUAAAGAUGUAUUUGCCCAGA
Boleophthalmus pectinirostris (great blue-spotted mudskipper) is the source of this 1402-nucleotide messenger RNA. RefSeq names its product transmembrane protein 101 (gene tmem101). Lineage: Eukaryota; Metazoa; Chordata; Actinopteri; Gobiiformes; Gobiidae. The record is from RefSeq and is a predicted model, not a curated record. Bases 26 to 805 code for a protein of 259 amino acids. Gene Ontology annotation, biological process: positive regulation of canonical NF-kappaB signal transduction. The transcript has 4 exons.